Xyrauchen texanus (razorback sucker) is the source of this 1388-nucleotide messenger RNA. It is a transcript of the gene drc10, whose product is annotated as IQ motif containing D. Lineage: Eukaryota; Metazoa; Chordata; Actinopteri; Cypriniformes; Catostomidae. The record is from RefSeq and is a predicted model, not a curated record. The transcript has 5 exons. Bases 103 to 1350 code for a protein of 415 amino acids. Gene Ontology annotation, molecular function: protein binding.
AUAACACCAAAGUUUGCGUUUGUCUUUCAGACUUACAGACACAUCCAGUGUCACUUAAGUUUAACUUUUUGCAAGCUCCGUUUCUCCCCAGCAUAAGACGUGAUGGGCUCACAAUCAGCUGCUCUUUCUUCUCGAAACAGACCCUCAGACAUGCUCACCCCUGCUCCCCAAAAGAAAACGAAAUCAGACUUCUUAAAGAUCAUCAACCUUCCCAGGAAGACACUUGCCUCUCUGGACACACAGCUCAUUUUUGGGGUACUAGAUGAGUGUGUUCAGCAAAUGGGCAUAGUCUCCCUCCUACACACUUUGCUGAGGUGUACAGAAGCACUUUCCUUGAGUCUUGGGGAAGAGGUGGUCAGGGCGCUGAAAGAGCACCAAAGGCUUGGGGAAAUGUACCAAGCUGUGGUGCUUGAUGGGGGUCUCAAUCAAGGUGAACUCGGGGAACAACACGCCAAGUCAAAGGAAGUUCAGGACUCCUUCCGGAACAUUCUACGGAUAUUUAGGGUCAGACAGUACACAGGGUUAGAUCUGCUUAAAGGGCUAGGGCCUAACACAGAGGAAAGGAUGGAGUCUCAGAAGCUGAGGGAUGGCAUGUGUGAGUUAUGGGAAGUUGCAUCGGAGAGGCUGCUCACAUCCCCAGCAGAGAAAAGGGAACGCAGUCAGAUGAUGCGGGAAGUCAGCCUAUUACACCAUGAAAACCAAGAGCUGAUAGACUCACUAGACAAAGAGGUUGCCAUGGCAAUAAAACACAGGGACACAGAGAUCUCCACGUUGACAAAGAAAAUGCACCAGCUGAAGAGCUCACUGCAUCGGAUGGAAAAGGGCUUGGAGGAGUUUGUGGUCCGAACUCAACAGGAAGCUGAGAAACAGAGUCAAUCAGACAAGAAAACUUCAGAGGGGAAAACGGCUUGUGUGCAGGAGGAGGCCAAUCAACUGAGAGCUCAGUUCAAAAACGUGAUUGCAGAGAACAGAGAGAGAGAACUGGCACUACGAAAGAAAAAAUACAAGGAGGAAACUGAGAUAGAGAACUGGAUCCAGAAAUAUGAUGCUGAAAUGGGCGAGAAACAGACUGAGCUUGAGGAAUUAAUGAACAUAUAUGAGGAAGAGAAGGCAGAACUGACAGAGCUGGAGGAACAUUUUGCAAUUCUUGACCUGGAGUACUCCCAGAUAAUGGAGGAGCGACAGCAGGCUCAGGAGCAGAGGGAACAGCAGGAGAGAGAUAGAGAGUUGCAUAGCCAAGCCGCCAUUAUCAUCCAGGCCCACUGGAGAGGCUUUUGUGUACGCAAGGCCAUGAAGGCCAAAGCAAAGCCCAAGAAAGGAAAGAAAGGAAAGGGGAAAAAAGGGAAAUGAAAGAGAAAAACAUUAAAGAAAAACAGCAUUAAAGAAAC